UGUUGACCACCUCCAGCCACCUCUAGUAACAACCCAACAUGGCUUCCGCGGAUCAAGUGGGUCUGAAUAAAACUUGGGAACUUUCGCUCUACGAAUUGAACCGAACUCCACAAGAUGCUAUCACCGAUAACACAGAAAUAGCCGUGUCUCCAAGAAGCCUUCACAGUGAACUUAUGUGCCCCAUAUGUCUUGACAUGUUAAAGAAGACGAUGACAACUAAAGAGUGUUUACAUAGGUUUUGCUCAGAUUGCAUCAUUACAGCACUUCGGUCCGGCAAUAAGGAGUGUCCAACGUGCAGGAAAAAGUUAGUGUCUAAACGAUCUUUAAGGCCUGACCCUAACUUUGAUUUGCUAAUUUCUAAAAUUUAUCCCAGUCGUGAUGAGUAUGAAGCGCACCAGGAACGAGUGUUGGCGAAGCUGAACAAGAGUCAUAGUCAGGCAGCUUUAGUGAACUCAAUAACAGAAGGUAUCAAGAUUCAGUUACAGAACAGGCCGCAGCGAGCAAGAAAAACAGCUACUGAACCAGAGACAACACCUAACAAUACACCCAAUACAAGUGCACCAUCUACACCGACGCCUCUACAGAACGAAAUACGUGAACCCAUUACAGUUCCAGCACCACCAGUUCUCUCCACAGCUGUUCCAGUGCCAACACCACUAAGUGGACCUCCUGGCACCGCUUCAACACAAGCAGCAACUUUACCACAACCUGUACCUCCACAGACAAACCAAAUUCCCCAACCAAGUGCACAACCUCAAUCUUCACAGCCUCCAGUACAGAGCUCUUUCCAUCCAAAACCGCCAAAAAGGGCAAAGUCUGUGCAUAAUUCUGAAAAUGAGUCUGCAGGUUCUAGUGUUGAAGCAGGUGGACAGGAUUCAUCUGUUGGAGAAGGUGAUGGUCCAUCAGAGCCCAUAAUGAUCAACGAGAUUGAACUAGUAUUCAAGCCACAUCCAACAGAAAUGGGUGGAGACAAUUCCUUGAUUAAGGCACUGAAGGAGAAUUCUGUUAGAUACAUCAAAACUACGGCAAAUGCAUCAGUGGAUCACCUGAGCAAAUAUCUUGCAAUGCGUCUUACUCUGGAUCUAGAUUCAGAACUCCCAGAAACUUACCGACUUCUCACUUUCUGUAUAUAUAUCGCACCAACACCUGGACAGCUUGUGGUCCUCAGUGGCAAUCAGACUCUGCGUCAAGUCAAUGACAAAUUUUGGAAAGUGAACAAACCACUUGAGAUGUUCUACUCCUGGAAAAAAUCCUAGGGCUAGGAUAACCACCUGUAUACUAGCAGAGAAGAUGUUAGGAAUUAAUAUCAAGUAAGUGGUAUAUUGCAUGUUGAAUGCAAAAUUGAUAAGCACAAUGUUUUUCAUGAUUUUGUUCUUAUUAUCAUUUUAAUAUAUGUGAAAUUACAUGAUUGUCUAGUACAUUAAGUGCUAAUCAUUUAGAAAUUGUAAACAGUUUUAACUAUAAAUUCAGUUCGGAUUCUGUAUGGGGAAGAUCACAAUGAAAAAGUUUUGGAACAUGGUUGUGCAUUUUCCAUCUAUUUAACUUGUGAGUACUACACGUAAAUGGUAGAUACUUUGCAUCGCUGUUGCAUAAGAGUGAUAGUCUAUUUCAAACAUUUAUAGGCUUGAUGUUCUUAUAUUUUCAAGUCCUUUAUGUGAAAGUAGAGUGCACAGUAUAAAUGAUGGGACAGGAUGCAUGAGAAGUGUGCACUAAAUUUCAGAACUUAAUUUUAUAUUGUGCCUUGUAAAUAUGUUACAAGUGUUGUGGGAUGUCUGUUUCUGUUGUUGUCAUUGUCUGUUACUCCUUAUUUUUCAUAUCGCUGUACAAGGUUCAUAAACCCUGAUGCAUACAAUUUUUAGAAGCCUUUGCAGGAAGCGAAGGAUGUGCUACUGGACCAAUUCUUCAUGUUCUCAAACUUCUGACCUCCCAUUGGUGCUUUCAGCAGUCCAAGCUGAUAAAAACAGAUGGAGGCCAAGUCUGGACUAUACAAUGUGUGGUCAUUUUCUCAAGAACAUAUAAUUGUUGUAUGAUACGGGGCCCAACAUGGCAGACAUAUACUGUAUUACUGAGAACAAUGUUAACCAAUUCUGACCUUAUUCUAUUAUUCUCAGCAAGGAAAUUCAUGUAACAUUGUCAUGCUGUAGAUCUUCCUGAUAUAUUUUCACUGUAUAUAAGAAUAUACUGUAAUUAAACUCUCUGGCUAGAUGGUC
Messenger RNA from Cryptotermes secundus, 2210 nucleotides. It is a transcript of the gene Sce, whose product is annotated as E3 ubiquitin-protein ligase RING1. The transcript is spliced from 2 exons. Gene Ontology annotation, cellular component: ubiquitin ligase complex; PcG protein complex. Gene Ontology annotation, molecular function: chromatin binding; ubiquitin protein ligase activity. NCBI's taxonomy places the organism in Eukaryota, Metazoa, Arthropoda, Insecta, Blattodea, Kalotermitidae. The record is from RefSeq and is a predicted model, not a curated record. The coding region runs from base 39 to 1256 and encodes 405 amino acids.